ACGUAGAGGUAGUAGCAGAGUUUGGAGACGGUGCAUUCACUUUCAUAGAUUUUCGGCUGUACCUCCGCCGUCAAUCAAUAGAAAGAUUACGUCUGAUUGGAGUGUGACUGUGUAAUCCCUGCUUUCUGUCUUGACUGUCCCGUGGGGGUCUCCAGUCCACGUUCGCAUAGGAAUAAUGAUCAGACAAAGUCACAAGAUGCUUGAGGUCACAAAUCUACGAGAUGGGGAAGUUCUCCCUCACCAGUUGUGUCUGCUCCGGGUCACAGGAGCACAGAAGGAGUCCACGUGUGCUGCCAUACACAACCAGAGUGACCACACCAGAAAUGGGACUAUUUGGAAAAUAUACAAUGGAGGAUUCAAUGCCCUGAUUCCACUUGUUGAGGGCAAGAAUGAUCUAAGAAUAAUUUGUGGAACAGAAGAAACCACAAUACAUAUAAUUUAUAAACCUCUAGACAUUCCCAGGUAUAUCCGAUUGGUGUACAUCACAUGUAUGAAUGAAGGCAAGUUUCAAGGACCCAAAGACAUGGAUUGCUCACCAAAUGCUGCAGUUAGAAAAAUUCAAACAGGAGUGUUGACGCUGCAAGCAUUUGUAGCUGAGACUCUUGCUGCUGAGGGCUUAGGCCGGAGAACAUUUCGUUUUGAGCUGGACACUAAUGGAAACCCCAUAGUUCAUGUUAUAGAACUUCCUGUUACACUGCUUGAAGCACAUAAAUUUACUGAAGAGCGCCUAUGGGAGACUGCUGCUCUGCACAUACUUUCAUCUCACCUGGCUGAUAAAAACUGCAAAUAUGUUGCAUUCUUUGGUGGGACAAGAUUCAUGAAUCCAGACAAGCUCACACUUAAGACAGAAACUGAGAUCAUGGCCCACACCAAAGGUCAUGUCUCUCUGGGUGGUGGAGGACUGGCACUAGUGGGCACAGGUGCUCUGUACUCCUGGGCCCCUCAAGUGGAUGAAGUCAUUAAUGCAAUGAGGAAUACUUCGUCUAUUGAUUCCACAAAGCUGAUGGACUUCAGUGGAGGAAGGGGCACCUGGGGAGCGUGUUAUGGCACACACCUGGGCUCCGUGAUGCAUGAGCUGGCCCAUACCUUGGACCUUGGCCACACUCCACAUGGUAUUAUGGCCCGUGGCUUUGAAGAUCUGCACAUCUUUUUCACUACCAGUAAACUUACCUCUGAUUAUCUUCCUCAGUCUCCCCAUCAUAGUUCUGUAAUGAGGCAGUCCAUGUCCAGCUCUCUCAUCAAGGAAUCCAUCACCUUUACCACUGACUUUGUCCGUAAAAUUCCUCUAGACAAUAUCAAUAUCACCAUAGCACCACCAAAGGAACCCUUGGCAUCCAGCGGAGUGUACAGCCCUCCUGUGUUCACACGGAAAUACCCUGGAAAAUUAUUCAAUGCAAACUCUGGCUCUGCUUCACCUCUUACCAUUGAAGAGACAGAACUGUCUUCACCCACCCAGAAGUCAACAUGCACUCGUUCCCUCCUGAGUGCUCCAUCUCCCAACAUAUCCAAUAGUUUGCUCAACAACAACAGGAACCAAGACAUUGAUAGCAGCAAGUGCCGAGCCUUUUGGGCAAGAUCCAGUGCACUCCUUCUCGCCUUCCACAAGUGGCUCAAUACUGUGACAGAUGGUGAGGUCCCAGAACUGAAGGGCUCUGUGGUGUGCAGCACUCCAGGGAUUCGAAUUAUUGAACUUCGAGACCUGCACACCAUGGCCUUCCACCACUGGGAGUUUGUCACCAGACCUCCACCUCCUGUGUUCCAUCUGCCAUGGGCUCAAGUCCCCCACUGGCCUUCUGACACCCACAUUGAGGUUGUCGUAGAAGACACUCAAGGAAACCUCCUCAAAGGCUGCUUCAUGCCGCGCCCUCUCUAAGGUCAGAUACUAUGCAACACAUUAUUGGUAUACAAUCACAACAGAAGCAAAUCA
This is a messenger RNA of Portunus trituberculatus (swimming crab), 1927 nucleotides long. RefSeq names its product putative zinc metalloproteinase YIL108W. The transcript has 6 exons. Lineage: Eukaryota; Metazoa; Arthropoda; Malacostraca; Decapoda; Portunidae. The record is from RefSeq and is a predicted model, not a curated record. Bases 176 to 1873 code for a protein of 565 amino acids.